Nelumbo nucifera (sacred lotus) is the source of this 4064-nucleotide messenger RNA. Its product is annotated as ABC transporter B family member 2-like. The record is from RefSeq and is a predicted model, not a curated record. Gene Ontology annotation, cellular component: plasma membrane. Lineage: Eukaryota; Viridiplantae; Streptophyta; Magnoliopsida; Proteales; Nelumbonaceae. Gene Ontology annotation, biological process: transmembrane transport. Gene Ontology annotation, molecular function: ATP hydrolysis activity; ATP binding; ABC-type transporter activity.
GAAGGAUAGUCUGAGUGGAAAAAAAAUUAAAACCAUCACCCAAUCGGUCAACCUGGUAGUUAAGAAGUACUAAAUAGCUUAUCUCUUUCAUUCAACAUUUCAACCUUCGAAGCUUCAAAACCUGAUAGUUUCGGCUUAACGAUUGAAUCUUCAAAAUCAAAUAACUCAUCUCUUCUUGCAUCCACCCUUUGAACUCAACUCUUGUAUCUUGCAUUCACUGGUUCCACCAUUGUCGUCUCUUAUCUUUUCUGGCCACUUUCUUGGCCAAAAUGAGCUUCCGAGCACCUUUUCCCAGCCAUGACAAAGAAGAAAAGAAAGAAGCAACAGAUGAAAAGAAAACCGAGAAAGUUCCAUUCACCAAGCUUUUUGCCUUCGCAGAUUCCUGGGAUUAUGUCUUAAUGCUCUUGGGCUCCGUCGGUGCUUGUGUUCAUGGGGCUUCUGUGCCCGUAUUCUUUAUUUUUUUCGGCAAACUAAUAAACAUUAUCGGUGUCGCUUACCUCUUUCCGACUUUGGUGUCGCACAAAGUCGCAAUGUAUGCUUUGGAUUUUGUCUAUCUAAGCAUUGUUGUAAUGUUCUCAUCAUGGAUAGAGGUGAGCUGUUGGAUGUAUACCGGGGAGCGACAAGCGGCGAAGAUGAGGCUAGUCUACUUGAAAUCAAUGCUGAACCAAGACAUCAGUCUCUUCGACACCGAAGCUUCGACUGCAGAAGUGAUCUCUGCAAUUACCAGCGAUGUUAUUGUUGUUCAAGAUGCCAUCUCUGAGAAGAUUGGGAAUUUCAUGCACUACAUAAGUCGUUUCAUAGCCGGAUUUGCAAUUGGGUUUGCUCGAGUUUGGCAAAUCAGUCUUGUGACCUUAUCAAUUGUCCCUCUGAUUGCCAUUGCUGGUGGUGUCUACGCGUACAUAGCAAUUGGUCUCAUGGCCAGAGUAAGGAAAUCCUACGUCAAGGCUGGAGAAAUCGCAGAAGAGGUGAUUGGUAAUGUUCGAACAGUCCAAGCGUUUGUGGGAGAAGAGAAGGCUGUGAAGAUGUACAAGGAUGCACUGGCCAAGACAUACACGUAUGGGAAGAGGGGAGGACUAGCCAAGGGUAUGGGGCUUGGAUCGAUGCACUGUGUUCUGUUCUUGUCGUGGGCAUUGCUUGUCUGGUUUACUAGCAUUAUCGUCCACAAGCAGAUAGCUACUGGCGGAGAUUCUUUCACCACCAUGCUCAAUGUUGUCAUUUCUGGCCUCUCUCUAGGAAUGGCAGCUCCUAACAUCUCCACCUUCAUCCAAGCAAGAACAUCUGCAUAUCCCAUUUUUAAGAUGAUUGAGAAGAGCACAGUUAGCCAAGCCAGCGCCAAAAAUGGACGUACCCUCAGCAAAGUGGAGGGGCACAUUCAGUUCAAGGAUGUAUAUUUCUGCUAUCCCUCUCGCCCACAUGUGGUGAUCUUCGACCAGCUUUCUCUGAAUAUACCAUCUGGAAAAGUUGUCGCCAUUGUUGGAGGAAGUGGGUCGGGAAAGAGCACAGUAAUCUCAUUGAUAGAGCGUUUCUAUGAGCCCCUCUCUGGUCAGAUACUGUUAGACGGAAAUGACAUCAAGGAGCUUGAUCUCAAAUGGCUCAGACAGAAAAUUGGAUUGGUCAAUCAGGAACCUGCUCUCUUUGCCACUACCAUUCGUGAGAACAUCUUAUAUGGGAAAGAUGAUGCCACCUUGGACGAAAUAACACGAGCUGCAAAGCUCUCAGAAGCGAUAUCAUUCAUCAACAAUCUUCCUAAUAGAUACGAGACUCAGGUUGGUGAGAGAGGAAUACAGUUAUCAGGUGGACAGAAGCAAAGAAUUGCAAUAUCUCGUGCGAUACUGAAGAACCCAUCAAUCCUGCUCCUGGAUGAGGCCACAAGUGCCCUUGAUGCUGAAUCUGAGAAGAGCGUUCAACAGGCGCUUGAUCGUUUGAUGGUUGGACGAACAACAGUUGUAGUGGCCCAUCGGCUCUCCACCAUUCGGAAUGCAGACAUCAUCGCCGUCGUCCAGGACAGUAAGAUUGUUGAGACCGGGAGCCAUGAAGAGCUGAUGUCAAACCCCAACAGUGCCUAUGCAACUCUUGUGCAUCUCCAAGAGGCAGCACCUUUGCAGCGUCAAGGCUCGAUGGGAGCUGGCGUGGGUCGCCUUCCUAGCAUGAGGCUUUCACGGGAAUUGUCCCACAGAAAUACGAGCUUUGGUGCCAGCUUCCGCUCAGAUAAGGAAUCCAUUGGGCGUGUGGUUGCAGAAGAGGGUGAGACAGAGAGAAGGAAGCCUGUGUCCAUGAGAAGAAUGAUUUCAAUGGUGCUUCCUGACUGGGUGUAUAUAAUAUAUGGAGUCACAGGUGCGAUCAUGUCCGGUGCCCAGAUGCCGCUUUUUGCUCUCGGAGUUACACAGGCUCUGGUCGCCUAUUACAUGGAUUGGGACACCACACGCCACCAAAUCAAGAAGAUUGCAUUCCUCUUCUGUGGAGGUGCUGUUGUCACAGUCAUCUUUCAUUCCAUUGAGCAUCUCAGCUUUGGAAUCAUUGGCGAGAGGCUUACUCUUAGGGUGCGAGAGAAGAUGUUUGCAGCCAUAUUGAGGAAUGAAAUCGGAUGGUUUGAUGAUACAAACAACACCAGCUCGAUGUUGUCAUCACGUCUAGAAGCCGAUGCAACUCUGCUACGAACCAUAGUCGUGGAUCGUUAUUCAAUUCUGAUCAUGAACAUCUCUAUGAUCGUAACCUCGUUCAUCAUUGCUUUCCUUCUGAAUUGGAGGAUCACACUUGUAAUCAUGGCCACUUAUCCUCUCAUAGUUAGCGGGCACAUCAGCGAGAAACUCUUCAUGAAGGGCUAUGGUGGCAAUUUGAAUCAGGCCUACCUGAAAGCUAACAUGCUCGCCGGCGAGGCAGUGAGCAACAUCCGAACAGUUGCUGCCUUCUGCUCUCAAGAUACGGUCAUUGACCUGUAUGCACGAGAGCUAGAAGAGCCAAACAAGCGUGCCUUCCAACGUGGUCAGAUUGCCGGCAUACUGUAUGGUGUCUCACAGUUCUUCAUCUUCUCAUCCUAUGGCCUUGCUUUAUGGUAUGGUUCUGUCUUGAUGGGGAAGGAGAUGGCCAGCUUCAAAUCAGUCAUUAAAUCAUUCAUGGUAUUAAUAGUUACUGCAUUGGCCAUGGGAGAGACGCUAGCAUUGGCACCAGACCUCGUGAAAGGGAACCAGAUGGUAGCUUCAGUGUUCGAAGUGCUGGACAGGAAGACGGAGGUGGUGGGAGAUGUCGGGGAGGAAGUGACAAAGGUUGAAGGAACAAUUGAGUUGAAGCGUGUGGAGUUCAGCUAUCCGUCGAGGCCAGACAGUAUUAUCUUCAAGGACUUUGAUCUCAGAGUGCGAGCUGGUAAUAGUAUGGCAUUAGUGGGAGCCAGUGGGUCGGGCAAGAGCUCUGUGCUUUCUCUCAUUUUACGCUUUUAUGAUCCAACAUAUGGGAAGGUGAUGAUUGAUGGAAAAGACAUAAAGAAGCUCAAGCUCAAGUCCCUUAGGAAGCACAUCGGCCUGGUCCAACAAGAACCAGCACUGUUUGCCACAACCAUUUAUGAAAACAUUCUGUAUGGAAAAGAGGGAGCAUCAGAAGCAGAGGUUAUUGAGGCAGCCAAGCUUGCCAAUGCACACACCUUCAUCAGCGGCCUUCCUGAGGGCUACAGAACUAAGGUUGGAGAACGAGGUGUGCAAUUAUCUGGUGGCCAGAAGCAAAGGGUUGCCAUUGCUAGAGCUGUUCUCAAAGACCCAGCAAUUUUGCUACUGGAUGAGGCCACCAGCGCACUUGAUGUAGAGUCUGAGCGUAUAGUUCAACAAGCACUUGACAGGCUAAUGAAGAACCGAACCACAGUUGUGGUAGCACAUCGUUUGUCCACCAUCCAAAAUGCAGAUCAAAUCUCAGUCAUACAAGAUGGGAAGAUCAUAGAACAAGGGACCCAUUUUCGAUUGAUAGAGAACAAAGAUGGAGCUUAUUAUAAGUUAAUUAACCUACAACAACAGCAGCAGCAGGAACAACAACAACAACAGUAACUAUAACAAAAAAAUUAUUUUGAUGAUUUAUGAAGG